AGUUGAGCUUUCUUUGUCAGUGAGUAACACAUGUACUUGUCAUUUUACACACUCACACUGCUGUGAUACCCUAAUUCAAUUAUCUUUCUCACUGAGACACCCAACAUCAUUUUAACAACAAAGGGAGAGGGAGAGGGAGAAACAAAAAUCAAAUAGCAUUAUGUAUGCUUUUGUGAGGAGGAGGUGUUGUAGCAAUACCAACUAUUACUACCAAUUCUUAAAGCCAAGGGGAUUCAGUGCCCUCAUCAAAUCAUCUCCUUGUUCCAUAAACGAUGCUCAGCAUGAUCCCAACAACUCAGUUUUAGUUCAAGGUGAAGCGGGUUCAAGAAUGGCGAUCCUUAAUAGACCUUCUGUUCUCAAUGCCCUUGAUAAUUCUAUGUUGGUCAGGCUGCAGAAGCUGUACCAGAGUUGGGAAGAUAAUCCAGAUAUUGGUUUUGUCACACUCAGGGGACGCGGAAGGGCUUUUUGUGCUGGUGGUGAUGUUGUUGGUUUUUAUCGUUCCAUAAGUAUAGGUGAUCUUGAUGCCAUCAAAGAAGUUUUUUGGAACAUAAACAAUCUCAUAUACCUUAUAAAUACAUAUAUGAAACCACAUGUGGCUCUUCUGAAUGGGAUUACAAUGGGUGGUGGAGCUGGAAUUUCGAUCCCAGGGACAUUCCGUGUAGCAACUGAUAAAACGGUUUUCGCUACCCCUGAGGCAUUAAUUGGCUAUCAUCCGGAUGCCGGGGCAUCAUUUUACCUCUCACAUCUUUCAGGUUAUCUAGGGGAGUAUUUAGCUUUAACAGGAGACAAACUUAAUGGUGCUGAAAUGAUUGCUUGCGGGCUUGCGACACAUUAUUCGCUUGAUGCGAAGCUUCCUUUGAUCGAAGAACAGCUUGGAAAAUUGAUGACCGAUGAUCUUUCUGUUGUUGAAUCUUCUUUAGAGAAGUAUGGUGAUCUUGUUUAUCCCAAUAGCAACAGUGUACUUCUAAGAACUGAAACAGUUGAUAGAUGUUUCAGCCAUGACACUGUUGAGGAAAUAAUUGAUUCUUUGGAAGACGAGGCAACCAAAACGAAUGACCCAUGGUGCACUGCAACUUUAAAGAGACUUAAAGAAGUAUCACCCUUAAGCUUAAAAGUUUCCUUGAGAUCGAUACGUGAAGGCAGAUUUCAGACUCUUGAUCAGUGCCUAAUUCGUGAAUACCGAAUGACUAUAAAAGGACUAUCCAAGCAGAUUUCCACUGAUUUCUGUGAGGGUGUCCGAUCAAGAUUGGUGGAUAAAGAUUUUGCACCCAAGUGGGAUCCUCCAAGCUUACAACAAGUAUCUGAAGACAUGGUGGAUGAAUAUUUUUCUCCUCUCAAAGAACUUGGGUCUGAACUAGAACUUCCAACAGCCAAGAGAGAGGCAUUUAUGUAGUUUAUAAUUUAAUUUCCUAAAAACAUGAAAAAUUAACAACACGUUUAGGGAUCACCUGCAUUCACAUUCUGCUAAUUUGUAAUGCUGAUUUUGUGGGAUACAUACAACUUACAAGUCAUUUGUAAUUCCUGAGGACUAGAAUGCAAAUAGUUGAAAUAAAGUAAGAGGCCGUGUGGAAACAUGCAUUUCAUUUCAAAUUACGGAUUUCAAAUAAUAGGAAUUGUGUUGUCAUUUUAAAUUCU
Daucus carota subsp. sativus is the source of this 1635-nucleotide messenger RNA. RefSeq names its product 3-hydroxyisobutyryl-CoA hydrolase-like protein 1, mitochondrial. Gene Ontology annotation, biological process: L-valine catabolic process. Gene Ontology annotation, molecular function: 3-hydroxyisobutyryl-CoA hydrolase activity. Lineage: Eukaryota; Viridiplantae; Streptophyta; Magnoliopsida; Apiales; Apiaceae. Bases 161 to 1393 code for a protein of 410 amino acids. The transcript has 14 exons. The record is from RefSeq and is a predicted model, not a curated record.